This is a messenger RNA of Ailuropoda melanoleuca (giant panda), 4100 nucleotides long. RefSeq names its product HPS3 biogenesis of lysosomal organelles complex 2 subunit 1 (gene HPS3). The transcript has 18 exons. The record is from RefSeq and is a predicted model, not a curated record. Bases 295 to 3381 code for a protein of 1028 amino acids. Gene Ontology annotation, cellular component: BLOC-2 complex; cytoplasm. Gene Ontology annotation, biological process: organelle organization. NCBI's taxonomy places the organism in Eukaryota, Metazoa, Chordata, Mammalia, Carnivora, Ursidae.
GCGGAGCGGUGGCCAGCAUCGAACCGCCGCGUCCAAGGCCCCCAAACAAGAGGCCCGUCGGAUGCAGACGGACCCGGCCGAGGCCACUGCUCCCCGGACCCCUGCCUCGCCUCGUAACAGCCUCUUUAAGAAGGGGAGCCGCAGGCGCCCUGGUGACGCUCACGUGACUCGGCUCUGUGCAACUGCUGGCGGAAGUGGUCCAGCGUCUGCGACCGGAGCGGGGUCUCCGGACGCCCCGAGGGGCGUGCAGGCCUGAGCGGGCACGGACGGGCCGCCCCGGAGCCGGUGGUCAGGAUGGUGCAGCUGUAUAACCUGCACCCAUUCGGGUCGCAGCAGGUGGUGCCCUGCAAGUUGGAGCCCGAGCGGUUCUGCGGCGGAGGACGCGACGCGCUCUUCGUGGCGGCAGGCUGCAAGGUGGAGGCAUUCGCGGUGACCGGACAGGAGCUGUGCCAGCCGAGGUGCUCCUUCUCCACGUUAGGCAGAGUGUUGUGCCUGGCCUACAGCGAGGCCGGAGACUAUUUGGCAGUAAUUGAAGAGAAAAACAAAGCUACGUUUCUACGUGCAUAUGUGAACUGGAGAAGUAAAAGGACUGAAAACUGUCGCGUGUGUAUCCGAAUGCUUGGACAUAAUGUGGAGGCACCCUUUAACGAAACCUACAAAGACCAGAUGUCUAUUAUUGAAAUGCCGCUUUCUGAGGCCCCCUUGUGCAUCUCCUGUUGCCCAGUGAAAGGAGACCUUCUUGUUGGUUGCACCAAUAAGUUAGUCUUAUUUAGUUUGAAGUAUCAGAUCAUUAAUGAAGAAUUCUCAAUAUUGGACUUUGAACGUUCUUUAAUUAUACACAUAGAUAAUAUCAUUCCUGUAGAAAUUUCUUUUUGUAUUGGUUAUGUUGCUCUCAUGUCAGACUUAGAAGUCUUAAUCCUAAAACUGGAAUCAGACCCUAAAAAUGGAGAGAGUGUUAACCACCAGCCACCUAAGACCAACAAUCCAAUGAAACAGACAGAAGAUGUCAGUAAUGAAACUUUGCAGCUUGAGUCAGAUGAUUUUGUUAUCUGUCAAAAGCCCAUGGAACUUCUCGGUGAAAAAAGUAGCCAGUCUGGAAUAUCUGUUACACUGGAGUCAACGGGAUUAGCUGAUGAAAAAACAAAAUAUUACCACGUUCAGCACCUGCUCUAUAAACGUUUUGCUCCUGAUAUUUCGUCCUAUGUCUUUUCUGAUGACAUCAAGUUACAUUCACUUCAGUUGCUACCCAUUUACCAAACAGGUUCCCUAACUUCUGGUAGAAAAAAUUUGUCUCAGGAAAAAGAGUUGCUGAGUCUCUUCUGUUUUUUCUCAUUACCUCAUGUGGGCUAUCUGUACAUGGUUGUCAAAUCUGUUGAAUUAAUGUCAGUUUACCAGUAUCCUGAGAAGUCUCAGCAGGCGGUGCUCACACCACAAUUUUUGCAUGUCAUCGCAAGCAACAACCUACAGUGUUUCACGGUGCGGUGCAGUGCGGCAGCAGCUCGUGAGGAGGACCCAUACGUGGACACCACCCUGAAGGCUUGCCCACCUGUCAGUAUGGAUGUCUGUGCUUUAAGAAUACAGCUUUUCAUAGGCUUGAAAGCCGUCUGUCACUUUAAAAACCACCUCAUACUUUUGACCAAGGCAGACCCAGAGGCCAUUCCAGAGAGAAGAGAUUCACCCAAGAGGCUUCUUUCUAGAAAAGGAGCCAGUGGUAAGCUUAAAGCACCUUCUGUAGCUGAGGCUGGGUGGAAUUUGUAUAUUGUGGAUACGAUCUCACCAGUGCAACUGUACAAAGAAAUGGUAGACUACAGUAAUACCUAUAAGACGGCAAAAACCCAGAGCUGCAUCCACCUGCUUAGCGAGGCUCAUCUGUUAGUGAGGGCUGCCUUGAUGGAUGCCCAUCAGCUGGAACCCGGAGAAAAAGCAGAGCUUUUGGAAGCAUUUAAAGAAAGCUGUGGGCACCUUGGAGACUGCUACAGCAGGCUUGACACCCAGCAUUCCCACCUUGCCUUGCCAUACUAUAAGAUGUCUGGUCUAUCUAUGGCUGAAGUUCUAACCCGAGCGGACUGGGUACUAGAGGAUGGAUCGCAGAAAUAUGAGAGGGGGUUAAUCUUUUACAUUAAUCAUUCACUUUAUGAAAAUCUGGAUGAAGAAUUAAGUGAAGAGUUAGCAGCAAAAGUGGUUCAUAUGUUCCAUGCGGCUGAGCCAAAGCAACUGCCCCAUAUUCUCUGUAGUCCCUCUAUGAAGAAUAUUAACCCUUUAACUGCCAUGAGCUAUCUAAGUAAGCUGGAUACUUCUGGGUUUUCAUCGAUCUUGGUGACAUUGACCAAAGCAGCAAUGGCUCUGAAAAUGGGAGAUCUUGACAUGCACAGAAAUGAAAUGAAAAGGCAUCCAGAGAUGAAGUUGGUAUGCGGCUUCAUUCUGGAACCUCGGCUGUUGAUUCAACAGAGAAAGGGACACAUUGUCCCCACUGAUCUUGCAGCACACUUGAAGGACACUCAGCCCGGACUGCUCGUGGCUUCAGUUCUGGGCUUACAGAAGAACAACAAAAUUGGAAUCGAAGAAGCAGAUUCCUUCUUUAAGGUGCUUUGUGGUAAGGACGAAGAUAUCAUUCCUCAGCUCUUGGUAGACCUUUGGGAAGCUCAGCUCAUAGCAGGUCUCCCAGAUGUGGUUCUCCAGGAACUCUUUUAUAAGCUCACAUCGCAGUACAUCUGGAGAUUAUCCAAGAGGCAGCCCCCUGACACCAUACCAUUGCGAACAUCAGAGGAUCUGUUUCAUUCAGGGAGAGGCAGCAAGGCUGAGACUUCUCCAGGGGCAUAUAUUCUAAAAGACGUUUGCUCCCAUUCCCAGAUUAAUGCCUGUAGUCAUUAUGGCUUAAUCUAUCCUUGGGUUAAUGUCUUAAUAUCAUCCGAUUCCUUAGCGGAUAAAAGUUAUACAGAAGACCUUUCAAAAUUACAGUCUCUUCUUUGUGGUCCUUCAUUUGACAUAGCUUCCAUUAUUCCAUUCCUGGAACCACUCUCAGAAGACUCUAUAGCCGGCCUCAGUGUCCAAGUUCUGUGUCAGACACGUUUGAAAGAGUAUGAACAGUGUAUAGACACACUGUUAGAAAGAUGCCCAGAGGCGAUCAUUCCAUAUGCUAAUCAUGAAUUGAAAGAAGAAAAUCGGACUUUGUGGUGGAAAAAACUGCUGCCUGAACUUUGUCACAGAAUAAAAUGUGGAGAGAAAGGUCAGCUUUACCUGUCGUCAUUAAAAGAAACGUUGUCAGUUGUUGCUGUGGAACUAGAACUAAGGGAUUUCUUGAAUGUCCUCCCAGAAGAUGGCACUGCAGCAUUUUUCUUGCCGUAUCUUCUUUAUUGUAGUCGGAAGAAAUCAUUGACUUGACGGUUUCAUUUGAAAAAUACCACAAUGCCAUAGAAGACUGACUUUUAAAAAAAUUGAAUGUCUGGUAAAAAUGUAAAUAAAAGAUUUUCAUAUCAAAUAUAUACAUUUAUUGUAGAUGCUUUCAGGCUGCUUACCUUACCAUGUACUGGUAUUAUUAGUUUGGUACUUUAUAACUUGCAUGCAUUUAAUUGUCCAGAAUGUAAAAAAAGCUACAAAAUUAAGAAUUUUCUCAUGUGUUUCUAAAACUAGACACUGACUUUUAUUCCAAGGAACAUCAAAUCAGUGCUGUUGGAGAAGUGACAGUCUUUUUCACACCAAAAACACAAAGAAACAUUUGGUAGGUCUGUUUGAAAGAAUGUCACUUCAAGUGGCCCAGAAUUUAUUCUUCUUGAUUUUUCCAGAUUUCUCAAUUAGGUCACUUCUUCUUCUUUUUUUUUUUUUUUUGAAUAAUUUUUUUUGGGAAAGAGGUUAAUGUUUUCCCACAGUAAAAGAUUUCAAACUUUACUUUUUUGUUACUUUUCAAACUCAUGCUGUGGUUUCUCCCUGAAUCAAUGAAGUAGAAAUUUACAAAGUUAACUGUCUUUUUGUCUGGACAUUAACAUAAUUUGUUGGAUGCAUGUUUUUCCGGCCAAAGCCUUGUUUCUAUUUUUUGUUGUUGUGUACUUUUGCUCUUUUAACUAGAGUAUAUGUGAAAAUAAAGAAAUGUAUCAUUGUAUUUA